AUGGAGUUUUUACUAGUAGCAGUGCAAGUGGCAACCUUGAGUGUGCAAGAUGAUGAAGAAGAUGAUGAAGGGUACAACCCACCUGAGGUUGAAGAUGAAGACACUGAUGAGAGUGUGGAUACAGAAGAUGAGAAUGAGGGAGAUGAUUAUGGUCCUUUGAUUGAGGAUGGCUUUGAUCCAUUUGAGGAGCCUGUGUUUGAAUGUGAAAAUGAGCACGACAACUAUUUUGCAAAGUUGUACAACAAUGGGGAAGUAUACAAGGAUGAGGGCUUUGGUAAAAUUGUUUUGAAGCCAUGGCAGUUGUUCACAGAUAAGCAGCAUUUGAGAGAUGUUGUUAGGGACUAUUGCAUACAAUGUGGUUUUGCUGUGAUUGUGGACUAUGCAAGCAACUUUAGGUACUCAGUCUCACACUUAGAUAUGAGCUGUAGUUGGAGAUUACAUGCAUCCCUACUGCCAGAUGGAACAACAUGGGCUAUUAAGUCCAUAGAGAAUUCAGAGCACACUUGCCAAGAGAUAUGGGGUCAAUAUGGCUCAGUCCAUUUAUACAGAGUGAGAACACAAGCACUUGAGGAGAUCCAUGGCAGGCAUGAUGUGUCAUACAAAGACCUGCCCAUGUAUUGUGAUGUGAUCAAAGAGUUAAACCCAGGAUGGGCUAAAAGCUGGGUGCAGAAGUCUCAUAGGGGUGGAUGGAGCUCAUCUAAAAGGGCAUUAUGGUGGAGUGCUCUUUCAGCUAUGGAUCUAGAUGGUAAUAAUGAGAUCUUUCCAGUUGCUUGGGAAAUUAUGGGAGGAGAGGAUGCUGAAACUUGGAAGUUCUUUUUAUGGCAUAUGAAGAAUGCUUUACAAGAUAGUGGGAGAGGAGAUGAGUGGUGUAUAAUCUUUGACAGGCAGAAGGUAAUUGAGGUUGCAAUUCAAGACUUAUGGCCUAAAGUGGGUAGGAGGUACUGCUGUAAACAUUUGUUGAAAAACUUCAAGCCACAGUUCCUUGGUUUGUUAAUGUUCUCACUGUUCUGGUUGGCUUGUUGGGCAUUUAACCCUUUCACCUUUAGAAAGGCUAUGGGACGUUUGAAAAAGGCUAAUCCAUUGGCUUUGGAGUGA
This is a messenger RNA of Chenopodium quinoa (quinoa), 1095 nucleotides long. RefSeq lists its product as uncharacterized. The record is from RefSeq and is a predicted model, not a curated record. Bases 1 to 1095 code for a protein of 364 amino acids. Lineage: Eukaryota; Viridiplantae; Streptophyta; Magnoliopsida; Caryophyllales; Amaranthaceae. The transcript has 5 exons.